AUUGAAUUUUGUAUAAAAGUUGUAUGAAAUUCAAGAUCAAGCAUCAGUUUCAGGAAUUUCGUUUGAAACAACACACAGAAUAACACAAUGAAAAUCUUCGUUUUGACUUUGGCCGUUUUGGCAACUGGUGCCUCAGCUUUGAACAGCCAAUAUUUGCCUCCUCAUCAAUCUUCGGGUGGUUCAUUCGGCGGUUUCGGUUCUGGCAGUGUGGGUCAUGCUGCUGUAGUCCAACCUUCUUAUAGUGUUGGUCACUCUGGUGGUUUCUCUUCAGGCGGCUCUUUCGGUGGUUUCGGUGCUGGCAGCAUUAGUCAUGGUGUAGCUGCUCAACCCUCUCGUCAAUAUUUGGCUCCCGCUGCUUCCAGCUCUCAUGGUGUAUCUACCGGUUUCUCUUCUGGUGGCUCAUCUUUCGGUGGACUCUCUGGUGGUUUCCCUUCAGGUGGCUCUUCUUUCGGUGGUCACUCUGGUGGCUUCUCUUCAGGAGGCUCUUUCGGUGGUUUCGGUGCUGCUAGCACUGGUCAUGCUAUUGCCGCUAAACCUUCUCGUCAAUACUUGGCUCCUGCUGCCUCUACCGCUCAUGUUGUCUCUGCCGGUUUCCCUUCAGGUGGCUCAUCUUUCGGUGGUCACUCUGGUGGUUUCUCUUCAGGCGGCUCCUCUUUCGGUGGUCUCUCUAGUGGUUUGUCAUCCGGUGGCUCUUCAUUCGGUGGCUCUUCUUUCGGUGGCUUCGCUGCUCCCUCCAACCAAUAUUUGGCUCCUGCUGCCUCCACCCAUCAUGCUGUCUCAACUGGCUUCUCUGGCGGUCAUUCCGCUGGUACCAGAUACGGUACCAAUGGUGGUUAUGAAUACCGUCAUCGUCACCGUGCUUAAGUGUUAAACGAAAGUAUGGACCAACAAAUAUUAAUAGCGAACGAACAAACUGGUGAUAGAUUUAAUAGUAAAUAAAUGAAAUGAUCAAUCAAGUAUUAUGAAA
Messenger RNA from Calliphora vicina (urban bluebottle blowfly), 967 nucleotides. RefSeq names its product keratin, type I cytoskeletal 10-like. Lineage: Eukaryota; Metazoa; Arthropoda; Insecta; Diptera; Calliphoridae. Bases 88 to 864 code for a protein of 258 amino acids. The transcript has 2 exons. The record is from RefSeq and is a predicted model, not a curated record.